AUGGUCGAGAGCCAGUGUGUCGCCGCCGGGCCCGUGAAAACUUACAUCAUGAGUGAUUUACUGAAGAAAUUCGAUUUCGACACCAAAAAUGAUUUCAUGAAGAUAGCCGUCGCUAUCGGUGGCUUUUAUAUGGGAAUCUUCUAUCUUGAGUAUGUGGAUGCAGAAUACAGUCUAUGGCUAACAUGGUUCCUGACGCCCGUUAUUGUGACUUUUUUGCUACCAGCAGUCAUCAUCGUGUUAAUAUACAUGAGCAGCAUCAUAUUUCAUCUCUGCAGGCUGUACAGAUUACGAGUGGUGGACGGUGUUCAAAACGAUUGGAAACACGCAGCACGAUUAGCAGUAUGUGCGUUAUGGGACGCUCAUGGCUGGCUAUGGCAUGGUUAUGAAAUUCGCGGCUUAGAAAACAUCCCAGACGGACCAUUCCUAAUAAUCUAUUACCACGGUGCGUUACCAAUCGACAUGUACUACUUCACCGCACGUAUGCUGCUCUUCAAACGAAGACAUAUACACACUGUGGCUGAUCGUUUCAUGUUCAAGAUACCUGGUUGGUCAACCCUUCUAGAAGGUUUGUGCGUUAUACCAGGCACCGUGCAGACAUGCGCGGGGGUACUUCGCAGCGGGAACCCAUUGGCUAUAUCUCCGGGGGGUGUUUAUGAAGCUCAGUUUGGCGACCACAUGUAUAGUUUGCACUGGAAAUCGCGAAUAGGUUUCGCUAAAGUCGCCCAAGAGGCCAAAGUGCCCAUAGUGCCGAUGUUUACGCAAAACGUGCGCGAAGCAUUCCGCACAGUCGGUUGGUUACGUGGUGUAUGUUUGCGUAUAUAUGCUGCCACGAGGGUACCUCUAGCGCCUGUCUACGGGGGAUUCCCCGUAAAACUGAUAACGCACAUUGGCGCUCCUAUACCACACGACCCAGCGUUAACUCCACAACAAUUACAGAAAAAGGUCGCCGGCGCCAUAGAAAAUCUUAUCGAAGAACACCAAAGGUUACCAGGGAGUAUUCUGCUGGCACUCAUGGAGCGAUUUUACGAGAUACCCAAGAGGAGAAAAUUGAGUGAGAAAACUCACGAGACCAACGGCAAAUGCCACAACGGCACAGUGAAAGAGAGAGACGCGAAUAGUUUAAGUGAUAAACGUGACAGUGAUAAAGCGACAGUCUCAUAA
Molecule: messenger RNA, 1161 nt
Organism: Diatraea saccharalis (sugarcane borer)
Lineage: Eukaryota; Metazoa; Arthropoda; Insecta; Lepidoptera; Crambidae
Source: the annotation of a GenBank genome assembly